This is a messenger RNA of Oncorhynchus tshawytscha (Chinook salmon), 3303 nucleotides long. RefSeq names its product liprin-alpha-4-like. Gene Ontology annotation, molecular function: protein binding. Bases 1 to 3303 code for a protein of 1100 amino acids. The transcript is spliced from 26 exons. NCBI's taxonomy places the organism in Eukaryota, Metazoa, Chordata, Actinopteri, Salmoniformes, Salmonidae. The record is from RefSeq and is a predicted model, not a curated record. Gene Ontology annotation, biological process: synapse organization. Gene Ontology annotation, cellular component: presynaptic active zone.
AUGAUGUGCGAGGUGAUGCCGACAAUCACCGAGGGGGACUCGGGGGGACCUCCCCGGGGUGGAGGGACUCAGAACGGCUCAGACCCCGAAGCCAACUUCGAGCAGCUGAUGGUCAACAUGCUUGACGAGAGAGACAAGCUGCUGGAGUCCCUGCGCGAGACCCAAGAGACACUCAUUCAAUCACAGAGCAAGCUGCAGGGUGCACUGCACGAGAGGGACGUGCUUCAGCGUCAGAUCAACACUGCGCUGCCUCAGGAGUUUGCCACUCUGACCAAGGAGCUGAACGUGUGUCGGGAACAGCUGCUGGAGAAAGAAGAGGAGAUAUCUGAACUGAAGGCUGAGAGGAACAACACCAGGCUUCUCUUGGAGCACCUGGAGUGUCUGGUGUCUCGUCACGAGCGCAGUCUGAGGAUGACGGUGGUGAAGAGGCAGGCUCCUCCCCCCUCUGGGGUCUCCAGCGAGGUGGAGGUCCUCAAGGCCCUCAAGUCCCUGUUUGAACACCACAAAGCCCUGGAUGAGAAGAGCAAUGUCAUGCAGCUUUGGAUCUCCUCCUUCAUUCUGUGUAUGUCUGGGCUAAAUCCAGAACAUGCCUGCCUACUGCUGACCAAUGUGAGGCAGAGGAAGGAGGGAGACUCUUUGGACAGGAACGACACUUCCAAACCCACCUGGAAGAGGCUACCUAACGGUUCCAUAGAUGCCCAUGAUGACGGCAGCCGGUCGGUGGAGCUGCAGGACCUUCUUGACCGGACCAAUCAGGAGCUGGAUCAGAGCCGUGAGUGUUCGGGCACGCUCAGUACACGCGUGGCAGAGCUGGAGGCGGAGCUAGCCAACACUCGCCGAGAUCUGAGUCGCAGCGAAGAGCUGUCAAUCAAACAACAGAGGGAACAGAGAGAGGGGCUGGCGCAGAGGGAAGAUAUGGAGGAGCGGAUUACAACGUUAGAGAAACGUUACCUGGCCGCUCAGAGGGAAACCACCCACAUCCACGACCUCAACGACAAACUGGAGAACGAACUGGUUACCAAGGACUCUCUGUACCGACAGAGUGAGGAGAAGGUGCGCCAGCUGCAGGAGUUGUUAGAGUUGGCAGAGCAGAGGCUGGCUCAGACCAUGAGGAAGGCUGAGACACUACCAGAGGUGGAGGCAGAGUUGGCACAGAGGGUGGCAGCCCUCACCAAGGCGGAGGAGCGUCAAGGCAACGUGGAAGAGAGACUCAGACAGCUGGAGUCACAACUUGAGGAGAAGAACCAGGAACUGGGCAGGGCGCGUCAGAGAGAGAAGAUGAAUGAAGAACAUAACAAGCGUUUGUCUGACACGGUGGAUCGUCUGCUCACGGAGUCUAACGAGAGACUGCAGCUUCACCUUAAAGAACGCAUGGCAGCACUGGAGGACAAGAACUCCCUGAUCCAGGAUCUGAAGAACUCCCAGAAACAGCUGGAGGAGUUUCACCACACCAGGGAGCGUCUGAUUGGUGAGAUUGAGAAGCUGCGGAACGAGAUCGACCACCUGAAACGCCGGAGCGGAGUGUUUGGAGAUGGAGCACACCCACGGUCUCAAAUGGGCAGUGCCAGUGACCUGCGUUUCUCAGGGGUAGAAGGGCAGGAUGGACACUACAGCUCUGCUGUUCUCCUCCCUGUUGUGUGUGCGGUGUGUGAGCAGGACUACUCGUCUCUACGGGGCAGCGUCAGUCACCUCCUGGGCGGUGACAUGGAAGCAAAGUCAGACCUAGAUGAUGAUGUUAGCUCCGCCCUCCUGUCACCCAACGGCCAAUCAGAUGCACAGACCCUGGCUCUGAUGCUGCAGGAGCAGCUGGAUGCCAUCAAUGAGGAGAUCAGGAUGAUCCAGGUGGAGAGGGAGUCAGCUGACCUCAGGGCAGAUGAGAUAGAGUCUCGUGUGAACAGCGGUAGCAUGGACGGACUCAAUGUUACACUCCGCCCCCGAACCAUGCCAACCUCAGCUACAGCCCAAUCGCUGGCCUCCUCCUCAUCCCCGCCCACCAGUGGAUGCUCUACUCCCAAACACCACGCCCACAGUGCCAGCCACCAGCUGGGCAUCAUGACCCUGUCUCCAGUGGAGACCCGUGAGGACAAGGCUACUAUUAAUCUGAGACUGGACACCAACUUCGCCCAACUCACUGGCAGUCUGGAGGACGGACGAGGGGGUAAAGCGAAGAAGGGCAUCAAGUCGUCUAUAGGUCGUCUGUUUGGGAAGAGCAAGGAGAAGGGCAGGAUGGAGGGAGGAGGGACCCUGGGGAGGGAGGGACAGCCUUUACCUGCCCUGAUGCUAGGAGUAGACUUUGAGCUGAGCAUCGGAGACACCAUGACUCUGGGCAAGCUGGGCACACAGGCAGAGAGAGACCGCAGGAUGAAGAAGAAACAUGAGCUGCUAGAGGAGGCCAGGAGGAGAGGACUGCCCUUCCCCCAGUGGGAUGGACCCACUGUGGUCUCCUGGCUAGAGCUGUGGCUGGGGAUGCCCGCCUGGUACGUGGCAGCGUGUCGUGCCAACGUGAAGAGCGGUGCCAUCAUGUCUGCCCUGUCUGACACAGAGAUCCAGAGGGAGAUUGGCAUCAGUAACCCCCUGCACCGCCUCAAAUUGAGACUGGCCAUCCAGGAGAUGGUCUCCCUCACCAGCCCCUCUGCCCCGCUCACCUCUAGAACGGUACUCAUACCCACACUGCCCCUCACCAGCCCCUCUGCCCCGCUCACCUCUAGAACGUCCUCCGGAAAUGUGUGGUUGACUCAUGAAGAGAUGGAGAACCUGGCUUCCUCCACUAAAGCGACGCUGGCGUACGGGGAUAUGAACCAUGAGUGGAUUGGUAAUGAGUGGCUGCCCAGCCUGGGUCUGCCUCAGUACCGCUCCUACUUCAUGGAGUGUCUGGUGGACGCCCGCAUGCUGGACCACCUGACCAAGAAAGACCUCCGCACACACCUCAAGAUGGUCGACAGCUUCCACAGGUCAGUCACCAUGACCUUCGACUACAGCAGCCUGGCUCUCAUUCUUCAGAUCCCCAUGCAGAACACACAGGCCCGGCAGGUUCUAGAGAGAGAGUUCAACAAUGUCCUGGCCCUGGGCACCGAUCGCAGACUGGAGGAGAGUGGGGAUGAUAAGACGUUCCGCCGCUCUCCAUCAUGGCGUAAGCGUUUCAGGGCGCGGGAGGGAGGGGAAGGGAUGGGUAUGAUGGCGGGCUCCAUGGAAACCCUGCCCGCUGGGUUCCGUAUGCCCUCCAUGCCCCUGGUGCCCAGGAAACAGCUGCAACCAGAAGGAAUUGAAUUGUGGAUGCGAUACAGGUGUUUGGCGACUCACUGA